AUUAUUGGAUACUGUAAAGGCGUGAAUUUUUGUUGUGAAGGCAAGAAGAGAGAAGAUGUUUGAGCCGAAGGAAAGAAACAGAUGACACAGAGAGCGAGAGAUGGGGGCUUCUUCCAAGAACAAGAGCCUAGGAGGAGCCUCGACUGCUCCAAAAAUUAACGCAAAAAGCAAUGCUGAUAACCAAAUCAAAGCAGGCUUCACUCUACUCACAACUUCUCUUCAACAGAACCACAAUCUUCUCAACAUCUGCCUCCUCUUCUUUUGCUCCUGCUGCUUUCUCGAGUCGUCUGAAUCUGAAUUGCCCAACCCACCAACAAUUCUUCGUUCCCUCUUGCUAUUCCACUGCUCAUAAUCCUGUAUUUCCAAUUCAACAAUGCAGCUUCAAUCCCAUCUUUAAUUCCAAGGACAUUGUUCAAUCCUUUAAGGAACGGUUGCAGCUCGGAAAUACCGAAUACUUGGAUCGGAUUUUCGAGAUCCUAAGCGCUCAGCAUAAGGUGGAUGAUCUUGCGCUGUCCCAAUUGGGUCUCCGCCUCACAGAGUCAUUGGUCAGACAGGUGCUUUAUUAUGGGAAUAGCAAGAAUGACAUCUUCUCUUGCCUUAAGUUCUUCGAUUGGGCUGGUCGCCAACAUGGGUUUCGCCACACUCGCUCAACCUUCCACGCCAUCUUCAAAAUCCUCUCCAAGGCCAAGCUUAUGCGUCUCCUGAUGGAUUUCCUUGAUAAUGAUAUGGUUUUCGGCUUUCUCAAUGAGAAGCUCGGUUCAUUUGGAUUUUACAGCACUUUGGUAAUUGGGUACUCUGUGGCUGGGAAGCCACAACUUGCACUCCAAAUGUUCGGUAAAAUGCGAUUUCAGGGUUUUGACUUGGAUUACUUGGGUUAUCAUGUUCUUCUCAAUUCUUUGGUCGAGGAGAAUUGUUUUGAUGCUGUUGGCUCUAUUUCCAGGCAGAUUUCUCUUAGGGGGUUCGAGAACCAUGUAACGCAUUGUAUAGUAGUAAAGAGUUUGUGUAAGCAGAAACUACUGGAUGAGGCCAAGUCAUAUUUGCGCCGAGUAAACCUACUCGGCGAUGGGUAUCUCCAUGGGGACGCGGUGGGUGUUCUUGUGACUGCGCUUUGUCAAAAUGAUCAGUUUGACAAGGCAGGGCAGGUGGUUGAGGAGUUUAGGGAGUUGGGGGUGUUGCCCAUAGGCCCUGUUUAUAACGUGUGGCUUAGGAAUCUUGUUCAGGCUGGUAAGAUUGAUUCGGCUUUGGAGUUCUUGCAGCGGAAAAAGUCAUUAGAAUGCUAUGUUCCGGAGGUUUUUCGGUAUAAUGCUUUGCUAUGGAGGCUCUUAAAAGAGAACCGUCUCACUGAAGCUUGUGAUUUGCUGAUGGAGAUGAUGGAGGGUGGGGUUUCUGCUGAUAAAGUCACAUUGAACGCUGCAUUGUGUUUCUUUUGCAAAGCUGGAAUGGUAGAUGUUGCAGUUGACUUGUAUAAUAGCAAAUCAGAGUUUGGAUUUUCAGCUAGUAGCAUGGCUUGUAAUUAUCUCAUAGAUUCUCUAUGCAAGGAGGGGAAAAUUGAUGAGGCUUACAAUAUGUUGAGGGAUUGUACUGAGCAAGGUUAUUUUCCUGGCAGAAGAACAUUUUAUAUACUUGCAGAUGCUUUUUGUAGAGAAAGCAAGCUUGAUAUAAUGACACAGCUGGUUCUCGCUGCUCUAGAGCGGAAUUUUAUGCCAAGUGAUUCCCUGUAUAAUAAGUUUAUAUCAGCUCUAUGCAGCGCUGGGAGGCCAAAAGAUGGUUACUUGAUACUCAAUGAACUUAAUAGAAUGAAUAUAGUUGCUACAAGGACUACUUACUCAAACUUGAUUCAUGGUUUUAUAAAAUUAAAGAAGGGGGAUAUUGCUGUUAGGCUUCUUGUUGAAAUGCAAAAUAAAGGUCAUAUGGUUAAUCGAACUUUGUUUAGAGCUGUAGUUUGCAGUUUGUAUGAUAUGGAAAACCCAGAAAUUCAGUUCUUCAAGCUGUUGGAAAUGCAGCUCUCUUGUCAUGAACCUGACUGUAAGAUUUUUAACUUCUUCAUUGAUGGAGCUGGGCAUGCAAAGAAGCCUGAAUUAGCCAGACAAGUGUUUGAGAUGAUGCAGAGAAGCGGGAUUGAGCCUAACCUGAGAUCUGACGUUCUUAUGUUACAAAGUUAUCUAAAGAGUGAGAGAAUAUCUGAUGCUAUAAAUUUCUUUGAUGCUUUGCGUCAGAGAAGAGAGAUCGGCAGUAAGCUGUACGAAACCAUGGUUGUUGGUCUUUGUGCAGUCAAGAAAGUCAAUCUUGGUUUGCAUUUUUUCAGGGAAUUCCAGAGUAAUGGAAGGUUUCCUACCGGGGAAUGUUAUGAGGAGCUUAUAAAGCUGCUGUGCUGGAAUAAAGAAUACAAAAUGGUGGUACAUCUUAUUAUUGACUUGGAGAAAGCUGGGCGCCCAGUUACAUCCUUCAUUGGUAACACCCUUUUGUUGCAUUCCUUGAGAAGUUUAGAGCUCUAUGAUUCUUGGGUUGAGGUGAGGGAGGUGCAGAAAUUUCCCAAUCUAUCAGUCCUCGGCCAACUGAUUGGUGCAUUUUCUGGCCGCAUUCAAAUGAGCCACAAUAUUAACUGGGAACAAGUGAUUGAAUUAUGCUUCCCACUUAAUCUUUACACAUACAAUAUGCUAUUGAGGAGACUAGGUAUGGAUAAAAUGGAUGAUGCAUGCGAGUUGUUCAAAAAAUUAUGCCAGAAAGGUUUUAAGCCUAAAGGAUGGACUUAUAAUAUCUUAGUACAUGGCCUUCAUAAGCAUGCAAGGACAGAUGAGACUAGGAGAUUGGCAGAUAAUAUGUUUAGGAAAUGCAUUGGACCUAACAACUCUUGUACAGGUUAACAGUUACAGCAUCUGAAACAUUCAGAACUUCACAAUUUUGGCAAGGAAAAAAAUGAUAGAAAGUUGAUUGAUUACACAGCAUAUCAAAUUCUUCUCUACAUAGCUGUGUUGAUCAUUUGUAAGAUAAGUAUAGUGUGUCAUUCAUAAUUUAAAGCAAUUUUUUUAUUGAUAGAAGGGAUCUUAAGAAUUGAAAUGCAAGAGCUAACUCUGAAUUCAAGUGCAGGGUUCCUUUCCUUAAACUUACUUUAUCUUAAAAACAUGAAGCCUGACCUAAAAUGAUUCUAUAUACAAAUACAUAUGUACAUAUAUGUAUGUGUAUAGUCCCUUACUUUGGUGUAUAUAUGUAUGUAUAUCUUCUAUGAUCAUUUUCAUGGUUCUGGUGGCAUAUUGUUUUUAUUUUAUUAGUCCGUGCCUCCUUUUUGUGGGAGACAAAACUACUUAUUCAAGUUGCUGUAGUUAGUUGCUUUGGAGCAAAAUCGUGUCAUUAAGAUGUAGGCUAUGGCUGCUCAAUUGCUCCUUAGCUGAAUGCAUGCAAUGUCUGGUGGAAAGGCAUAUCAUAUGAAGAAUCAAUCCCAAAUGUCAUCAGAUUCCUCCUCAUUCUCGCAUCAUAUGAUCAGUCAAAUCAUGUUAACUAAGGGCAACAACUUGGCAAAUGUUUUACAUUCUUGAAUUUUGUAAGCUUUUAUGCCUAAUCAUUUGUUGCUGCCUGCCUGCAUCUUAAGUUUAGCCCCAGACAUUUCUAUGAAUAUGAACAUAUGUUUUUGGCAAUUUUAUUGUGAUGUUCAUCAAAAUUUGAGCUGAAAGUGCUUGAGAAUAUAUCUGCAUGAAGUUUCUUUUAAUUGACAUGGGUCAUCUUGAAUUCAGUUUCUGGUUUUACAAUUGGCAAGUUAGUUGUCCUGCGACACUUUGCAAUUUGUGCUUUGUGCCUAGCUGGUUCAUCCCAAUUAAUGUUUUGAUUGUGGCUGCUAUAGUGACUUUAUAGUUAUUUUUUCAGUUGAAAAUGUAGUCGGCCAGCGUCCUGGUUAUUUCAUAUGUUAUUUUUGCACCUGGCAUAAACUCCAAGGGAAGUGUCCUGAUGCUGCUAUUUGAUACUCUGUACUAGAGAUGAUGAUAUUAGCUCCCUUUCUCUUCAAGUCUUGGACCUUGUUCUUCAUCUUCGUAGACAAGCCGAUUGUAGUUUAAUUAACAUGUAGAUAUAGUUCUGUAGCAAAUCCGACUGUUAAUCUAAAGCUUAUACACUAUUCUUUCAAAAUUAUCCAGCUUUCAUCAUUAGUCGUGUCAUCUCAUUAAUUAAUUUCAUCUCGGCUGAGGGGGUCUGUGUUCUCUUCUUUUGUUCU
Molecule: messenger RNA, 4201 nt
Organism: Manihot esculenta (cassava)
Lineage: Eukaryota; Viridiplantae; Streptophyta; Magnoliopsida; Malpighiales; Euphorbiaceae
Product: pentatricopeptide repeat-containing protein At1g71210, mitochondrial
Exons: 2
Coding region: 171-2864 (897 amino acids)
Molecular function (GO): protein binding
Source: RefSeq, a predicted model, not a curated record